This is a messenger RNA of Heterotrigona itama, 2547 nucleotides long. The record is from the annotation of a GenBank genome assembly. NCBI's taxonomy places the organism in Eukaryota, Metazoa, Arthropoda, Insecta, Hymenoptera, Apidae.
AUGGACAAGCAAGAUGCUGACAUCUAUCGGAAUUUACCCUUUCGAUUUCAGUCGAAAUUUAGAAGGAAUCAAAUAGCAGCAGCAUCUGCAGACAAGAAGAGCAAUGUGCAACAAAAAUAGUCUACAGGAUGUCAGAAGAGUUUGUGGGUUGUACAGUUUCUGUAAAAUGUAUUGAAGAAGUUGGAACUUAUCAAGGACAAAUAGUGGACUUAAAUAAGGAUUGUAUUAUACUUUCAAAGGCUUUUUGCAACGGGGUUCCUCAUAGCUCACCUAUAGUCGAUAUAUUGAACGUGGAAUUUAUAUCAAUCAAUGAUAAAGGAUUCAAUACUAAUGAUACAAGAUACAAUGUAAGUGACCACAAUCAAGCACAAAAUAGCAUUACUGUAAAAAGACCUAUUGCCAAAAGAGUUGGUAGAUCAUUCUCUGAAAGUGUUUCAUCUUCUGUUCAAUCCACAUCAUCACAAACACAAAGUAAUUUUAAAAAGCCAAACAGUAAUUCUCAGUCUACUUUAGAACAACCUACCAAUGGGAAAAUUUCAUUAGCUGAAUCUGUUGAUAAACCAAUGCAAAAGAAAUUAAGUAGUAAGCAGAGAAAUGAGCACACAUUUGGUACUUCAAUUGAUCAAUCUUUGAAUCAAGACUUUGAUUUUGAAAAAAAUUUAGCUCUGUUCGAUAAAGAGGCUGUGUGGCAAAAAAUAAAUUCUUUGAAACCUAAGAAACAAAAACAAGUAAAUUAUAGGCAUGAUGAAAAUGUUAUUGUUUCUGAACGUGCAGAUUUUAAACAAAUAUUAGUACCCAGUGCUGGUGAAAUAGAAUAUGUAACAGACAAUGGUUUAAUAAUUCCUAGUAUAACGCUUAACCUUCAUCGUCAAUUAAUAGGAGCAGCAGAUAGACUGGGUAUUAGUUGGGAGCGUAGAGUAGAACUUCUUGGUCGUGCUGGUGCAGAAAUUAUAUUGCAACUAUUAGGAGGAAGUCAUCGACUUAAUCCAAAUAAUGCACAUCAGUGGCCAACAAUUAUUGCACUUUGUGGACCUCAUCGUUCUGGCGCAGCAGGUGUUAAUUGUGCUAGACAAUUAUCUACUCAUGGCAUUAAGACAAUAGUGUUUGUAGAAAAUUCUGAAGACGUUUUCCUUCUACAAGAAUUAUCUUUAUAUAAAUUAACAGGAAAUAAGGUAGAAACUAAAUUUAAAAAUUUACCAUCAAUAGUGGAUUUAAUACUCGUAGCACUUUGUGAUGAAAACUCACCAAGAAUGAUCACGCCUAUAGCAAAAUGGGCAAAUAAUAAUAGGGCACCUAUUUUAGCUAUUGAACCACCAGCUACAGGAACGCCUGGUAUUCCAAGUAAAUGUAGUCUUCUUGGUGGAUUACCAUUAUCUCAUAGUGUUGACAAUGGCAAAUUAUAUUUAUGUAAUCUUGCACUGCCAAACGAAGUAUAUGCGGAUGUUGGUAUAACAUAUAGGUCUCCUUUUGGACCGAAAUUCGUCAUUCCUUUGCAUUCCAAUAAUUCUUAACAAUUUUAUAAAAAGGAUUAUAUUUCUAAUAAAAUGUUAUAAUUUAAUAUAAUUUUAGUUUUAUGCCUUGCUAAUAUAAAUUUAUACUUAAAUCGCGAAUAUUUUCCCGAAUUUAGAAAAUAAAAAUCAUGUAUAAUGUAGCAUUUAAUGUUAUAAAAUUCAAGCGUAGUUUGUGUAUAAACAGUUAUAAUUUGGUGUGCAAAGGCAAUUGUGUGUAAUUGUUCUUUUAAAUGUGUAAGUAUACAGUGUAUACAAAAUUAACAUACAAAUAAUAAAUAUACAGUGUUUGGUUUUGUAAGUUACAUAAACAAAUAAAUGCUUUUAAAUAAACAGAAUAAAUUCAAGUAAAUCUAGUAUAUCAAUUUUUAAAUAUUACAGAGUAUAAGAAUUUUACAAAUACUACUCGUAUAUUUUAACACAUAUGUUGUUUCCUACUAAUAAGUACAUAAUAUUACAAGUAUAUGAUAUUCUUUUUACAAAACAAUAUAAUUGUACAAAUUUCGAUUUACACGUGGGUCUUAUUUUCAUUUAUAAUCAAGGGUAGACAUUAAUAUUGAUAUUUAAAUCAUUUUUUAAGUAAAUUCAGCCUAAAGAAAUUACUUAUUAUAUUUAUAAUUUGUGAUAGAUAAAUUCAUGUUUACAUGUUUUUUUGCGAUAUUCAGGUUUUUUUAAGCUUCUCUUUAUCUUUUAGCUUCUAAAGUACAGAUUAAAAAAAUUUUAUUAUUCUAAUAAAACGUACUUACUUGUGUUAUUAUGUCCAUGUUUAUCGAAUAAUGUACGAAAUAUGGUAGCAUAAUUCAAAUAGUUGUAAAAACUGGUUGUAUAAGAUUUAUUUUAAUCAUAGAUAGCCUAAGUAAAUAAGUUAUUUAUAUUGUAUAUGUAAAUAUAUAUUUAUAUAUUUUGAAACUUAGUCUUGAUAUUUAAUAUGAUGAUAAAUUCUAUAAAUAAUACCAAUGUAAUUUCUUUUAAUAUUAUUUACAUUACUUUGAGUAGAUUUAGAAAUAUAAUAUAAAAAUAUAAGAUAUAGAAUGCAAGA